AUGAAUGUGACCGGGAAACAGCAACCUGAGCUGAUCGAGCGACCCGCCAGCCUUCUGGUUCCCACUUCGACAAAAUCUGGAAUUGCUUUGCUGUACAAUGAGGAGACCAACAAUACCUAUGAUGUCUGCCUGAAAUUGACCAAAGAGGUAUUAACCAUACAGAAGCUGGAUGUGGUUUGCACAAGUGGAAGUGAAACCCAAGUAAAUCACAGAACUGUUGUACUGCGAAGACAAGCGACUGGCGGUCUGGGCUUAAGCAUCAAAGGAGGCGCAGAGCACAACGUGCCAGUGGUUAUUUCAAAGAUUUUUAAAGAUCAAGUAGCUGAUCAGACGGGGAAGCUGUUCGUCGGGGACGCCGUGCUGCAGGUCAAUGGCAUAACAGUAGAACAUUGUACUCAUGAAGAAGUUGUUCACCUCUUGCGUACGGCGGGAGAUGAGGUCACCAUCACCGUUCGCUACCUGCGAGAAGUUCCAUCAUUUCUAAAACUGCCUCUAGGUUCUCCGGGGCUGGAUCACAGCCGAGUAUCCUCCCCGCUGUUUGACAGUGGCUUACAUUUAAAUGGAAACGGAAACAACACAGCUCCGUCGCCCCCUUCGCCCUCAGCUAAUGAACCAAAGUAUGAGAAGCGCUGGCUGGAUGCCGUCUGCCUGCCCUUGUUGAUGGCCAGAGUCUCCAGAUACAAAGCUGGCACAGAUAAAUUAAGGUGCAACUGUUUUGAAGUCUUUGCCUUGGAUGGAGCCAGCACCAAUAUUCUUCAAUUUUGCACCGCAGCAGAAAGCACAGACUGGCUUCAAGCAAUAUCUACAAAUAUCAAUGACUUGACGCAGGAGAACAUAAAGAUAGUGAACAAAUACUGCACUUCGGACGAUCAGAUCGUUCACAUGGGCUGGGCGUGUGAAAGCCCCGAGGGCAGCGCCGCUGGUCGAACUUCAGUAUUCAAGUUCCUGGCACUGAGAGGACCAUAUUUUUAUAUCUUCAGAAGUCCCCCGAUCAGUGCCGCUGACUGGGGACAAGCUGAAACAACGUAUAACCUCUAUGAGGUUCUUUUCAAGGUUCACAAGCUGUGGAUGGCGGAGGACUGCUGGCUCCAGGCGAGGCUUUACUUGGGGCUGGAGCAUUCACCUGAGCAGCAGGACAAUGAGUCUCUGUGCUUCAGUAUUCUGGUCGGCCACGGCCAGAGCCACACCUUCAGGGUAGAGCUGGCCAGUGACCUGGCUAUCUGGGAGAAGUCCUUCCAAAGAGCUGUCUUCUUGGAAGUGCAGCGAAUACGAUCCAAAAGCUACAUGUGCAGCAGCCAGGGGAAUGUACUAUGCUUCACCGUAGAUUUUGGAUCAGGCUUCACCUGCUCAGAAGGCACCUCGAAGAGCGUGCUGUGGCGGUACAAGUUCUCUCAACUUAAAGGCUCCUCUGAUGAUGGGAAAACCAGGGUAAAACUCCUUUUCAAGAAUGCUGAAAGCAAACAAAUAGAAAUGAAGGAACUAGAGUUUGCUAAUCUGACAGCCGUCCUCCACUGUAUACAUUCUUUUAUCGCUGCCAAAGUGGCCUCCAUGGACCCUCUCUUUAUGUGCAGUCAAAGCUUCCCUGGAAAUUACAUGAACAGUUAA
Stegastes partitus (bicolor damselfish) is the source of this 1605-nucleotide messenger RNA. It is a transcript of the gene sntg2, whose product is annotated as syntrophin, gamma 2. The record is from RefSeq and is a predicted model, not a curated record. Gene Ontology annotation, molecular function: structural molecule activity; protein binding. Gene Ontology annotation, cellular component: intracellular anatomical structure; dystrophin-associated glycoprotein complex. The transcript is spliced from 17 exons. NCBI's taxonomy places the organism in Eukaryota, Metazoa, Chordata, Actinopteri, Pomacentridae. The coding region runs from base 1 to 1605 and encodes 534 amino acids.